This is a messenger RNA of Debaryomyces tyrocola, 222 nucleotides long. The record is from the annotation of a GenBank genome assembly. NCBI's taxonomy places the organism in Eukaryota, Fungi, Ascomycota, Pichiomycetes, Serinales, Debaryomycetaceae.
AUGAAAAAAGCAAAAAAUUUAGGUUAUUUCUAUAAAAUAUUGGACAUAAAAAAUGAAAGGAUAUUGGGUUUAUCUAAUAGGGUGGAAAUACAGGAAAUAGAGUUUGAAUUUGAUUAUAGAUUUUUAAGUUCUAUUAAAAGCAAAAAGUCAAAUGAUUUUAAAUAUAUCGAAAAAGUAAAUAAUUUUGAUUCAAUAGAUUUUGAACUAAUAUCAGAAUUUUAG